Molecule: messenger RNA, 405 nt
Organism: Tremella mesenterica DSM 1558
Lineage: Eukaryota; Fungi; Basidiomycota; Tremellomycetes; Tremellales; Tremellaceae
Exons: 3
Coding region: 1-405 (134 amino acids)
Source: RefSeq, a predicted model, not a curated record
AUGACCACCAGCUUAACAGACGCACGUUUCACCUCUAUUCACUUCACCUCACCUCAUCUUCGUUCUCUCUUCUUCGACCCAGAUCCAGAAACAGGAUGGGCGGUCAUGCCAGGGUACGACGAACCUCUUCCUAUUCCCCCACAUCUUGAACCUCCACGAUUAGACGCAGAUGAGACGUUACCUUCUGCACUUCAUCCGAGUUAUCCUUUUGGUCGUCCUGUCAGCGUGUCGAAACCUACACGACAUGGAGUGGGGAAUUUACUGGAUACUGUAAAGGAGAAGGGAGAAAAGUUAGGGGUGAGUAUGGUACAGACUGGACUUGGAAGGGAGAAGUGGGAUGAGCUGGGAUUGGAUGAGGUUGUUGAGAGUCAGGUCAGGAAGGAAGUUCCGCCUGGAAUGGCUUGA